AUGGGAGCCUCGCCCGGACUGGUCGUCUUCUUGGUAAUCGUUCGGCAUUCUUUCAGUGCAUUCCCAACCAGAACUACGGAUGCCGCCGAAGCAAUGACGACACUUUCCCUUCGCGAACUGCUUGCAACAUAUCAACGGCUGUACGAACGCCAAUUUCAUGAACCACUUCCCGAUAGUCAGAAGUUACUGCUGAGCUCCUUACCGAAAUUCGAGAAGCCCUCCAUUGUCGGUCGUAUUUCACCUGCCUCAUCAGUCGAUGAGCCGCGGUCAUUCCGUCAGGAUGAAGAUUCGCAGAAGGAGCACGCGGAGCCGGCAGCCGUAAAGAACAACUCGACAAAGGAGCCAAAAGUAGGCUCACCCAGCACUACCGCGACCUCUGCCGUCAAAAUAAUCGAUAGGAUGGAUUCCUCCGUGUCGGUAGUGGUCACGUCAACGUCUGAUCCUCAGGUGGAUGUCUCUACAAACCUUAGUCCAGCUACCACUGAGCCUCAGCAUUCGUCCGAGACGAGCCAUUCACCUGAGUCAAAGCAAGAUCAAGCUGCUCCUAACAAAAUGCAAAGCCUUCAAAAGAGCUUGGAUGCGGCUGACAAGACACCAGAGAAGGAACAGCCUAACAAAGUUGCUCCUUCGGAUGAAUUAGGGAUGAAUAUAGCGAAGAAGGUUGAGAUGACACCGUUGGAAACGGUCAAAAUCAUGCCUAGCAGUGAAGGAGAACUGUCCAAAAACAAAUCAACUCCAUCUUCACUAAAACCAGAUGUUCCAUCAUCUAAGAAGACACCCAAGCAGGCAAUUCCACCUCCAUCAGAGCCUAAUGUCCCCCUGAGCGGAGAGGUGCCUAAACAAGCAAUUUCACCUCCACCAACAACCGGUGCUCUAUUGACCAGAGACGGAUCCCAGCAUGGAGCUGCACCUUCAGCAGUUCCACAUUCACCAUUGACCGGAAUGGCACCGCUAAUUCUUUCCGUAACUGAAGGUCCCAUCCAAACUCCAAGGCUAUUAUCCGUUCCUGCUGUUUCAGUGGAAACUGAACAGCUGCCCAAAUUGCAAUCACCAAAUGCAGCGCCAGCAGUAGGACCACCACCAAGACCACCUCCCGAAUCGUUUUCCCAGGGGGCACAGAUGCAGGCCGACGGCCCAAAUUCGGCAUCGAAAAAUCCUGUUAGAGCUGGCAUGUUGGCAACAAAAACCAUCAAUAUGCCCACUGCAAGGACUGAUCCUGAUAGUACAAGAAGAUUCGUCUCAACACAGCCCGCAACGAGACCAGCCGCAAGGUUGCAGUCAAGACCCCAGCAAGUGAUGAACCACGUAGUCGUACCUCGAACUCCAACUUCCGGCCUACCACAACAGAAUAGAAGGGGUAACGGCCAGUUUAGAACUAGACAACCGCAGAGACGUCAGCCGAUGGCGGCACGAACACCGUUGCCAAUUCGGCCGGCUCCAGAAGGAAACCUACCACCGCCACCUCCGCCACCACCAUCUAGGAACGCUCAGCAACCGAUCAAUCUCAUUGUCAUUCAGGACGGACGAGUAAUUGAUCUGUCACCUCAACAACAACGAGAUCUCAGCCUUGUA
Messenger RNA from Haemonchus placei, 1572 nucleotides. The record is from the annotation of a GenBank genome assembly. Lineage: Eukaryota; Metazoa; Nematoda; Chromadorea; Rhabditida; Trichostrongylidae.